Molecule: messenger RNA, 907 nt
Organism: Cornus florida
Lineage: Eukaryota; Viridiplantae; Streptophyta; Magnoliopsida; Cornales; Cornaceae
Exons: 5
Coding region: 59-559 (166 amino acids)
Source: RefSeq, a predicted model, not a curated record
AAGAAUACCAGGACUCCAGUGGCAUUCACACAAGCUGAGAGAGGGAAAAAAAAAAAAAAUGCCAGUAAAGCUUGUCUAUGGUGGUCACCACCAUCAUCUAUCAAUACCACCACCAGUCCUCUCUUCCCCUUAUAUCAAUUCCACUCUGAUCACUAGCAUGAAGAUGGUGGGCAUAAAGCAUGGAAAUUUGCAACACCAUACAAUUCUGCUCAGAUUCACAAAAAGGAGGUCAUCAUCUACAGCUGUCUCCAAACGGCUAAUUUCAGCCUCACUUCAACCACUAGAUUUGACAGAGGACAAUGUUAAACAGGUCUUAGAGGAUGCUAGACUUAAAUUUCCACAAAUCUUUGACAGCUCAGACGUUGGCAUAACAGGAGAAGCAAAACUUGCUGAAUUGGAUGGACCCUUUGUGAAGAUUAGUCUUAAAGGUCGGUUUUGGCACGAACGUUCCACUGUUUUAGCUAGGCUUGCCAAUUACUUGAAGCAAAGGAUUCCUGAAAUCUUGGAGGUAGAUAUCGAAGAUGAGAAACAAUUGGAUGAUAGCCCAGAAAACUUCUGAGUUAAUCUUUUGAGGGGCUGAUCAAAAGUGUCUGGCUCUCACCAUAAUCAAUUUGACAGUUUCAUAUUAGCAUGGACCAAUUUUGAUAGUCCAUGAUCUGGGCCAGCACCAGAUUGGUGGUUUUGUGACAGUGACGACGCAGUAAGGAGGAGAGCUUGGUCGGGGGAUUGUGUUUCCAAAGUGAAUGUCUGGUUCUUCUGUUCGAUGUUUGUUCCACCUCUUUGAAAUGUAAUUGGUUCUUCUGUUCGAUGUUUGUUGCACCUCUUUGAAAUGUAAUAGGUAGGCGAUAGGACUCACACUGUCUGAACUUGGCUCAUUUGAAUCAUAUCUAAAUAACCUUGCAAAGCA